AUGGCUUGCUAUUAUGCCGACGUAUAUCGAAUGAGUACAUUCCUGACCGAUUGUUCCGUACGGUCUCCAGUUACCCAGCUUAUAUCGAAACACGAUUUUUCCAUAUCAAUUGCGUCAGCUGCUUUACUUCAGGUGCAGUCACCAUCGAACAACGUUCGCUAUCAUGUUCCUAUCACUAUGGAAAUGAAAUGUGUCGUGUUUAUGUACUUUACACUACUUCCUCUGUUGCUAUUGACCACAGAGGUUUAUCUUCAUGGUUUUAAAGGCGAAGUAACUACAGAUGACACCAGUCUCAGAGGAUGCACGUAUUUACAUUGCGGCGGGGAUGAUGUUUGCGUACAUCGAAAAUUUCGAUGUAAAGACCCUCCGUGUCCCAGUAUGCUAUACUGCGCGAGAUCUCGAACAGAAUCUCUAAGAGGACCCUCCACCUGCGAUACUGUGCACUGCACCAAUGGUUACGUGUGCAUGUUGAAAGUUCGUCGUUGUCACUGGGACGAAAAGUGCGAGCAACAGAUAGCAAGAUGCGUAACUCAAAAAGAAUACUACGAAGGCCCCGCUUCCUGCGCCGGGUUCAAAUGUCCUCAAGGAAACCACUGCAUUCUCCGGGAAUCAUUCUGUGCAAAUCCUCCUUGUAAAUUGAUAAAAAGCUGCAUGAAGAACAAAGAAGUGCAGCAUUUAUUCGUAAAGUGUCGAAAUCUCGGUUGCUCAUCAGAAUACGAAUGUUUCUUACGAAGACCAGAGGGUAACUGUUCGAUUCCACUUUGUAAACACACACCGGAUUGCAUAAUGCCAAGAGAGAACGAAAUGGCAAAUGAACGUUGUCGUGGAUGGAUAUGCCCACAAAGGCAAACCUGUUCCGCAGAAAUUGUAGGAUCUUGCGAGACAGACGACUGUAAUAUUAAAAGAACUUGCCAUGAGGUACAUGUGGCAGCAGCGAAUGAUUCUGCUUCAUCUUUCUCAAGAAGAUCUCUGAAGAACGAGGACGAAGUCCCUCGAAAUGAUAGCGAGCAAUUUCAAGAUUGGCUUCAAUCUAUCAAGGAAAUACUCGGUUCUGGUGCGUACGGUGACUGGCUAGAGGAAAUUCUGUCGUCGCGUGGCAAAGAGUUGCGAAAAUGGCUCCAAGCAUCACACGGCAAUCUGGAUGCCAUGGGACCGAUACUUCCGGGACAAGAACGACCUACUACAUUGACAGAAAAUCUAUACUCAGUUCGCGGUACGAUGAACAUGUCGCCAUCUGAUGAUACAAAAGGGAUAGAAGAAAUUGAGUCUUUUCUGAGAGAAAGAAAUUUGACGCAUAUUUUAGAGAAGAUUCUUGUACCAAGCAGAAUCCUGUUACCGCCGUACGCAGCUUUAGAAGCUGCUCUGCUGAAUAAUGUAAGGGAAUCUAGCCCUUCGCCAUUUUUCAAUUAUCUUCUGAAAUAUCCCUCUUACGUGGAAAAUCAAUUUUUAUCGUCGCGGCCACAGAAAAUCGAAAAUGCUUACAAUCAACAGUAUCUUGUGGUUCCUGUGAAAAAUAUGAAGGAAUUAACCGAUUCUCCGAUUAUCGAUUAUAAUCCCAGUAUACGACAUUAUCACGGAACGAUUUCAGAAAAUGGUAAAAUAUCUGAUGUACGGGACAAUUUUUCCUCUUUCAAUGUUCCAGAGAAACAGAUGAAUUUAUCGUCAACCAGAGACGAGCUAUCGUCUUUGUGGACUGGACUGCACAAAAAUCUUGAAAAGACUUCACCUAAAGUAGAAACGCACUCUGUUGAAGAUUCUAUUGGUCUUUCGGAAGACAAAAGGUUGAUGGCCAAGGCGCAACACUUUGAUGACAUCCCUGUUGAUUUGUUGGAGAAGUUUCUUAAGUUUCUUAACUCUAUGCAGUUCUCCCCGAUUGAAAAUGUGUCACAGACUUUUGAUGAAAAACCUAUCGAAGAAUAUCGCAAAGAAAAUUUACCUAAAGUCCCACGAAAUGAGAAACACGAUGAAGACUUUGAGUGGAGUUCAAUAAUUCAUAGUCAAAAUAAUGAGGAUACAUUUAGGAAUAAAAAUGCUGAAGAGAAUGCAAAUCAAUUUUCUUUCCCUAAUGAUGACUAUGGAAAUUUCACAGACAUGAUCGAACCAGGUGUUAAGACGUUCUUUAAUAAAUUAGAUAACAUUCAACCUUUCAGUUAUUCGGAUCAGUCGAACGAUGUUCAAUCACAGUUAUCAUUCCCACAAAUCGACGAUAUAAACAACGAAGAAAUGAAUUUAAAUAUUUUCCUUGAACUGAACAGAGAAAGCCUCUUACCUUACGUACAAACCCUGAUGGAAAUGAUGAAUGAGGAAAAUGAUACUUUCGAUAGAGAAACAGAAUUGAAUUUCGAUGAAAGUUCAUCAAACACGUCUUUUUUAAAUAGUGAACAAGUUAUUGUUGAUGAAACUAACAAAUACUAUAACGAAUCAAAAUCUUCGGGGAUUGAAUCAAGUAACAUUUUUCUGAAAAAUAUUCUAAAUAAUAUGAAUGAUGUGCAUAAUUCGCAUAUCUUAGAAGAAGAAACAUAUGACCAGAUUUUGCCUACGAAUCAAACAGAAACAGCUUCAUCAAAUUUAAAACCAGAAAAAGAAUCGAGGACACCUGAGCUAAUUUAUGCCAACGAGGAACCUACUAUUCGGUCCUUUUAUAAUCUGCCUAGUUACGGUGCUGGCAACGGUGAUAUUGGUUUUCAAGAUUACACGUACGUCGAAUAUGUUCGUACGAAACUCGUAAAAAGUAAUGGGAAAUCCACUAAGUAAAGUCACAGUCAAUAUGACGGUAUUAUAUGUAUAACGUAUUUUCCAACAUUUGUUUUUAAGAAAUUAAACUGUAAAGUUCAA
Molecule: messenger RNA, 2835 nt
Organism: Bombus huntii
Lineage: Eukaryota; Metazoa; Arthropoda; Insecta; Hymenoptera; Apidae
Exons: 12
Coding region: 1-2754 (917 amino acids)
Source: RefSeq, a predicted model, not a curated record